CAUUGGUUUGCUCUUCUUGUCAUUUCUCCCCUCAUUUUUCUUCAAUGGCGUCUUCCUUUGAGGUUGAAGUGAAACUCCACUCUGCCAAAAACCUCAAGAACGUGAAUUGGCGGAACGGUCCAAACCGCCCAUAUGCUGUUGUUUGGGUGGAUCCAACACAAAAACGUUCAACCAACGUUGACGAGUCUGGAGACACUCAACCCAAAUGGGAUGAAAAACUCUUAAUCCCCUUACCACCAUCAGCAAGCAUCAACAAUUCUGUCCUAUUUAUUGAUGUUCUUCACUCUGAGCCGAACGACAAGCCACUCAUUAUUGGGUCAACUCGGCUUCCACUUGAUAAAGUGGAAACCGAAGAUGGAUCAAGGGGAAGUCGUACCUUGGAGUUGAGGCGUCCUUCUGGACGCCCGCAAGGUACAAUUGACAUUAAAGUCAGCGUAAAAAAUACUGGCUAUUGUGCGCCUUAUGGGGUUCCUCCACCUUAUGGGGCUCCAUAUGGUGCUCCACCUUCACCAUAUGGAAAUUCAUAUGGUACAGGUGUGAGUGUAACAUAUGGGAAUCCAUACAAUGUUGCACCACCUCCUCUGGGUUACCCUGUAGUUGCACCAACAUAUGGGUACAAUCAAAGCACUCAGCAUGGCCUAGGAAGUGGGCCGUCUGUGAAUGUGACUGUUGGAGGGACAGCGGCGCCGGAGAAGAACAAUCAGAGUUAUGGAUACGGUCAAGGUGGUCAGCAAAGUGGGCCAACUGUGAAUGUGACUGUGGGAGGGGUGGCACCGGAGAAGAACAACGCCCCACAGAGCUUUGGAUACGGCCAAAGCGGGCCGCAAGGCAGUGGUUAUGGGCAGAGUGGAUCAACUGUGAAUGUGAUCGUUGGAAAAGAAGUGCAACAAGAGAAAAAAAGUAGCAAGUUUGGAUUGGGAACAGGUUUGGUUAUGGGUGCUGUUGUGGGUGGAAUUGGUGCACUUGCAUUAGAGAAGGGUAUUGAUGCGAUAGAGGACAAGAUUGCAGAUCGUGUGGUUGAGAAACAAGAGAUUGAUGACUACUAUGAAGAGUAUUAUAAUGAGUACUAAGGGAUUAUUUUCCAUAAGAUUUCAAUGUGAUUGCAAUUAUGCAAAUAAAUCAAAUUGCUUAGAAUAAAAUGUAA
Messenger RNA from Trifolium pratense (red clover), 1144 nucleotides. RefSeq names its product protein SRC2-like. Gene Ontology annotation, biological process: defense response. Bases 45 to 1070 code for a protein of 341 amino acids. Lineage: Eukaryota; Viridiplantae; Streptophyta; Magnoliopsida; Fabales; Fabaceae. The record is from RefSeq and is a predicted model, not a curated record. The transcript has a single exon.